AUGGACUACACGUAUCACCGUAUAUUCGGUUAUACAACGGCCAUGUUGGUGCAAACCGCGAACUUGUCUUAUCUGGCCAUACAUUUGCCGCCGAAGACUUUUGACGACCCAAAUCUAGUCGUGUUGAAGAACCUACAGCCGAGAUUUUUCACGAUAUGGAACGUAAUAAUACAGAUAAUUUAUUCUGCCGUGAGCUUGUGGUGCGAAAUAUCGACUUUGAAGAAUUCAGAGAAAGGGGAUUUCAAAUUGUCAAAAUACGUCCGAAGGUUCAGAGAUGUAUUGUUUUCCAGUGUCAUGUGGCCGUCUACUUGGGUCGUUGCUAUAGUAUUUUGGACUCUAUACAACUACGACAGAGAUCUCAUCUUCCCAAAACACACAGAACAACUACUUAAUCCAGUGUCCAAUCACAUAAUGCACACUUUGAUCGUUCCAUUUGCGAUCUGGGAGCUAGUUUAUCGGCAGAGAAGAGAACCUAAAACCCAUCGGAAAUACUUUUACCAUCUAGUGUUUCACUUUGCGUUAUAUUUCGUAGUAAUCACCUAUACGUUCAUAGAAAGGGGUAUAUGGAUCUAUCCCAUUUUUACUAAGCUGUACGGAACCAUUUUCUUUCCUCUAAUCCACAUAUCGAUAUGUGCGAUCGCUCUAUCUGCUUAUUUCAUUCAAUGGCCACUUAGUGAUUAUAUAUGGCAGCAAGGUGUCAAAAAAGUGAAUUAA
This is a messenger RNA of Leptosia nina, 714 nucleotides long. Lineage: Eukaryota; Metazoa; Arthropoda; Insecta; Lepidoptera; Pieridae. The record is from the annotation of a GenBank genome assembly.